AUGGUGCUGCUCCUUGAGUCUCUCUUGCUAGCCUUCAUCUUCCUCGCAUGCCAUGCCAUACAUGUGGCGCCCCAAGCUUUACUGGAAGCUCCUGCAACCUCCACCCCCGGCGGUAUCAGUGACUACCUCGCGCUCAUGUCUUUCAAGUCGCGCAUAAUGAGUGACCCAUCGCGAUCCCUUGCAUCAUGGGGUAACCUAUCCCUUCCAAUGUGCCAGUGGCAGGGCGUGGUGUGUGGCUUGAGCAGAAGACGCCGUGGCCGUGUGGUUGUGCUAGACCUCGGCGAGCUCAACCUCCUUGGCACCAUCACCCCUGCGCUCGGCAACCUCACAUACAUGAGGCGGCUCAACCUUGCUCAGAAUCACUUCCACGGCGCUCUGCCUCAAGAGCUCGGUAAUCUUCAUGACCUUGAAACUCGGCAGCUUAGCAACAACUCCAUCCAGGGGCAGAUUCCACCGUCGCUGUCGAACUGCACUCGUCUUGUCAGUAUUUCUCUCCAAGGCUCCGGUCCCUUCUGCUUCGACUACCUCAGCUUAGGAGGACGAUCCAGUACCACUACUUCCACUUCGAUCGUUCACCUCUACAAGAACCUGUUCGAGCAGAAGGUGGACCCGCUGAGGACGCAGGGGAGGUGA
Molecule: messenger RNA, 633 nt
Organism: Panicum virgatum (switchgrass)
Lineage: Eukaryota; Viridiplantae; Streptophyta; Magnoliopsida; Poales; Poaceae
Product: putative receptor-like protein kinase At3g47110
Exons: 2
Coding region: 1-633 (210 amino acids)
Molecular function (GO): protein binding
Source: RefSeq, a predicted model, not a curated record